UUAGUCAGGCUCCGCUUUAUCAGAUUUUCCAUAUGUCAGUUGAAACAACGAACGGACUUCCACAUUUUCCAUGAAGUCCACCUUGAGCGAUGCCUUAGUCAUACGAUCAGAAGUCUCCUAUAAUACACACGCUCAAUUCUCGAGCAAUUUAUCUUGUCCAAGCUGAGUAUUGUUGAGAACUGCGUUCUAUUCCAUAUGCUCGUCAUCAAAGCUAAUUUUCACACAGGUACACCCUCUAUGCAGAUGCACAGUUUAGUUCCACCGCCAAAGUGGAAUGUUCGGUGUGAGCGGAUAAAAAAGAAUCAGAUAUUCGUGCCGUCUUUGUGGAGUUUUCAUCAUCGCCACUUCUUCAUGCCAUCCAAAACACUCUAUCUAUUGGCUAUUGCUGCAGGCAGCAGUGUUGCUACGGCAGCAACGAACUGUAAUCCAAGUUACAACGCAACAACGAACCCUACUUGCAUUGCCAAUUGCAACAAGAAAGCCGGACAAGGACUUUGGGCAGACUGGACAGAUGAUCCUACAUCAACCAACUUUGUAAAGUCACUAAGCUUUCAGUGUGAGAAAGGAACUCCCAAUUACAUUGCCUUCAUGACAUCUGCUGGAGUAUGCAUGACAUCUUGCAGCACGGACGACCAGUCUGCUUUCACAACAGAGUUCCAACAGGCAUGUCAAUGGUACACCAGUCACGUAAAUGAUACGUGCACAGGAACAAGCGCAAAUUCCAGCUCUACAUCUGGAGCCUCUGCCCUGCAAGUCACUAGUUUGGUCGUGGUGUGCUCCCUCAUUGCCAGCCUUGGAUUUAUGUAAUAUCAGAGUGGUCAAAACAUAAAUAAG
Molecule: messenger RNA, 834 nt
Organism: Umbelopsis ramanniana AG
Lineage: Eukaryota; Fungi; Mucoromycota; Umbelopsidomycetes; Umbelopsidales; Umbelopsidaceae
Exons: 3
Coding region: 196-807 (203 amino acids)
Source: RefSeq, a predicted model, not a curated record